This is a messenger RNA of Haliotis rubra (blacklip abalone), 5456 nucleotides long. RefSeq names its product mucin-2-like. Gene Ontology annotation, biological process: proteolysis. NCBI's taxonomy places the organism in Eukaryota, Metazoa, Mollusca, Gastropoda, Lepetellida, Haliotidae. The coding region runs from base 327 to 3644 and encodes 1105 amino acids. Gene Ontology annotation, molecular function: metalloendopeptidase activity. The transcript has 20 exons. The record is from RefSeq and is a predicted model, not a curated record.
GGAGCGCUCAGUCACAGCGGACGUGUGUGUGUGACUGGGCCCUUGAGUCAAGAGCCGAGCCAGCGGAGGGGAAACAGGACGGGGUAUGUGAAGCGGGUAGACCACUCGGGCAUGACUGAUAUCAUAUCCCCCAAUCACAAACAAUCUCCGUAUGAAGCUGUCGGUAUGACGUGUUUGACUAAUAAUACAUGGCCGGUAUCACGAGGAGGUUUUGUGUAUAGGUUGAGCGUAUAUAAAUUCAGCUGAGGAGGACGACAGACAGUUCAAACUUGGAAUUAGAGAGAAAUACACUGUUUGUUUAAGAAACGUUAACAAAGAACUUGACCAUGCGGACAUUCGUGUGUUACUUUGUCCUGUCGGUGUGUGUCCACUUAGUGUCCGGCAAGAAAGCCUAUGUGCAGCUGACAGAUACAACCCUGACCGACAGCAGCGACUGCCAGCUACCCACAACAAUACAUAUCACAGUAACAGCUGAUGGCCGGUCCUUACCGCUGACACUAACCAAGAAUACUGAUGUUGAUGUAAAUGCUCCUAUAUACACGACCAGUUUCUUUCGAGAUGAUGAGGUGGAAAAGGAAAACCUUUUCGACAUACCGGAUAGCGCAGAAUACCAAGAUGAGGCGCAAUACGCCGCCAUGACGGUUGAGUGUCACAAGCUGGAUAAACGAGUAGAUAUAUCAGUGCGUGGUAUGAUCACAUUGAAUGGAAAACAAUAUACUAUCGAGAGAAAAAGUCGCCAGCGCCGAGAUACAGAUGCUACAAGUGAUGCAGGAGAAUACGAAAUAACUGAAGAUGUUGCACCAGUCACAUCAAAUGAUUAUAGAGAGGCACCCCCAGCUGUCGAGGAUGCCGUCCGUACCAUCAAAGAAAGUCAUCAACUGCUUCCGCUUAAGGAUGCCACCUUAACCAGACAUAAACGCCAGUCUUCUCAAUACGUACCGCUGAAAGGUGCCAACCUCGACAGGCAAAAACGUCAAGUCUCACAGUACUAUAUUGAUGUGCUCGCUCUCGUAGACUUCGGCGUUUAUAAAAGAUGGUAUGACGUCAGCACCCAGCCAACUGCAGAUCAGAAAAAGAUUGAAACGUUGCAAAACAUAAGACGUUACUAUGCCUACGUCAUGAACGGGGUCAGCCUGAGGUACAAGUCAAUAUCUAGCCUUAACUCACGGAUUAAUGUCCGGCUUGUGGGCUACUAUGUGGCCGAGAGCGGGGCUUCAUCGCCAUUUACGGAAUCAUUCCGGAUAUCGGGUAGUUCUGGUUCUGAAGUUGAUGCAGACAAAGUACUCGUAUAUCUCCGUGACUGGGUCACCAGAACGUCACUUCCGGCCAACGAUCACGUCAUGAUGUUCUCCGGGUAUGAUCUCUACACCAUCAACCCCGCCACCAACACCAAAUCCACUGCUACUUCAGGUCUCGCUUACAUCUCAACCAUGUGCAGAAGCGAUGGGAGGAGUAUUUCAUUGGUGGAAGAUAUCGGAGGGUUUCAGUGUAUUGAUACCGCUGCCCACGAACUUGGACACGGUCUUGGCGCUAAACACGAUGGCGAUGGGAACAACUGCAAGCCCAGUGACCGCUUUAUCAUGUCAGGAGGCUCAUACAAGACAACCGACCAAAAUGAACGGAACCCGUGGUUCUUCUCGUCAUGCUCAGUUGAUUACUUCCGGAAUCUAUUAGCAUCUCUUUCAAGGACAUCAACUGGAAUACAGUGCAUCACAAAUGCCUUACCUGUAACAAAUGUCCCGGAUACAAGCUCUGUGCUGCCUGGACAACUGUACAACCCUAAUCAGCAAUGUCAGAUGAUCCAUGGAGCCAGCUCCAGAUUGUGUAUGGGUCCAGAGUUCGGCAAUUACAGUCAAAUAUGCUCCAACAUGUUCUGUUUGGAUCCGUCCAGUGUGAGCACCUGCUUUCUUCAUGACGCCGCCCGGGGAACCACCUGUGGCGACAGGAAGUGGUGCAUAGACGGAGUGUGCCAGUACGCCCCUGAAGCUCCAUCCGCGAACGAAAAUUGUGUAUUUGGAGACCAAAGCGGGGUGGCGUUUGAGGGCCAGACGUGCGAAGACUUUACAGGGGGAGAGAACUCUCCAUACUGUUACCAGCAGGUUGUUAGAGGUCGCUGCUGUGCUUCCUGCAACAGAUAUUAUACAGGUGUAGAAAGCUGUCUCUACGGCAACACGGUCCGCGGCUGCGACGCCAGGUUCUGCGACUACAUCUACGAGGACGGUACACGGUACGCAGACAACUGUUGUCAGACCUGCGGACAAGUUGUUCCCAUCACCACCACGACAACAACUACAACGACGCGAGCACCUGUAACGACAACGAUGACAACAACAAAAACGACAACAAAGGCACCUGUUCCCACAACGAUACCCAAUACACAAGGAGAUGACUGCACCGGUAACCUUGGUGACAGAAAUGGCAUAACCUUUAACGGGAUGUCGUGUGCGGACUACGUUAACUCCGAUUCAGGUGUCUGUUACAGCGAGUCCACCCAGAACUACUGCUGCUCCUCAUGUAGACAGAAAGAAACGGGCAUACAAGGAUGCAUGUACGGGGAUUGGUUCAGUGGAUGUGUAGAUGAAGCUUGUGACUACAUCUACUCGGACGGAACUCCUUACCGCUUCUACUGCUGCGACACUUGCAGAGGUAGACCGGCAACGACAACAACAACGACAACCUCCACUACAACAACUACCCCCACUACCACAACUCCUACUACCACAACUCCUACUACUACAACUACUACAACUACGACAACCACUCCCAGUACAACUACUACAACCACUUCUACAACAACGACUACAACAACGACAACCACCCCCACCACCACAACAUCUGUGUCAGACAGGUGUUCAGAGAAGAUCUAUGGCGUGAGCUGCCAGGCUUAUAUCGGCCUGUACGGCAAGGGACGUUGCUACAAUAGCGAUGUCGCUAAAGCUUGUUGCAGUUCAUGUGGAGCUGUUUCCAACCCCUCAAAACCAGAUUGCCUCUACGGGAACCGUCAUGAUAACUGCUUUGUAGCACUCUGUGAUCACGUCUUUGAUGACGGGACACUGUACAAAUACUGGUGCUGUGACACGUGCUCAACCGUGGUUGUUUCAACACUCGCUCCACCGACAACACAAACAACAACAACAACCACAACAACAUCUACUACACGUCCAACUACAACAACGAGAACAACAACGACCCAACGUUCUUCAACUACAACGAAAAAUGUCACUCCUGGUCCUACUACAACUCGACGAUCAACCUCAACCAAGACUACCUCAACUCCUACCACAACGCCUACAACUACUCCAACUACCACUCCAGUCUGUGUAGACACCAACACAAACUGCUCACUUACUCUCAGAACGGAAGGACCCCCGGCUUGUUACAUACCAGACUUUGAAGUUUCAUGCUGUGUUUCUUGCGUUAAUGUACGAAUUGAAACGGAUCAAGGAUGCAGGUAUGGCGACAAGAGUCCUUCUAUCUGUAGCGGCCUGACAACACCUUUGGAGACGUCUUGCAAGGGACUGGAAGAGACCUGCUGCAAUACGUGUAAAUCUGUUAUAUCAGGAUCAGACCGCAGGACGGGAUGGUCAGCAAUGUCCGCAAUAUUGUCUGGACUUGGUGUCGCGCUUGUAGCAUUGUUUUUGUGAAAGUGCUGACUGGUUUAUACCUGUUUGUGGACAAUUAUUUCACAAAGGCAGUUGCUGGUCGAUAUUGAAUUCGGAAAGCAUGAACUUGAAGAAGAACCAGGUUGCGAGAGGUCGUCUCAGAGGAUGCAACAAGUGUCUCGAACCACUCCAGCCUUGCGAUUUUAUGACGCACAUACCGUCAGUCUUCCUUCCAGGACAAAAGCAAAGUAUUGUGAAACAGUUUGCUAAGGUGUCUGCCUGCAGAGAGUGAAAGUCGAUUUAAUCGUUCACUUUGCAGUUAUCGUCAGGGCAUUCCUAUUCCAACGUUGUGGUUCUGUCACCAUUAUCAGCACAGACUGAACAGUACUCUCAUAUCAGAGAAUCUACUCGAUAAUGCUCAACAUUAUGUGGUGAUGAUGAUGGUGAUGAUGAUGAUGAUGAUGAUGUCUCUGAACCUUUGUGUUUCUAUAGACACUCGUGUCAGAGACUCAAGCUAAUCGAUAAUGCUCAACUAUACUGCAAUAUUUAUUUAUGAUCCUCAACAUGUUUGUCAAGUUGUGAGGUUGCGAUAAAGCACGUUAUGUUGUGUAAACACCUGUGUGGGUGUGUCGUUGCGACGCCGAGACAUAUAUAUAGGUCAGUCAGGUUAGUCGUCGGUGAUAGGUCCAAUGAUAGAAGUAGUUUCCCAAUACUAACAAAUAUACAUUAACACACACAGUUUUCCACUGACAACGAACUCAUCCAAGCCAUUUUCUGUGAUCGGUUAUAGAAACUAUUUUAUGAUUGCAUGCAAUUUGCUUCAUAUGUCAAUCCUUUGUAUAAAACAUAAUUUUCCACGCGUUCUAUACAAUCAAACCAAUUAGACGUUACUCCUUUUCACAUCGUAUUCCUGACAGAGGAAACACUUGCAAAUGAAACAUGUUGGUCUCAGAGAACUUUUGUUGCCGAUUAGCAUAAUACUUCCAACAGUGAAUGCUUCUCUAAUAUUAGCCUGUAUGCAUGAACGUUUUUUGCCAACGUUAGAGUUUGCUUGUGGAUGUAAUGAGCAGGGCAAAUGAGGGACGUUAAUGUCUGAACGGAGCAAAGCUUUUAUAUACAUUAACCGCUGAAAUUUGUACAUUCCAUGAUUUCGGGUUUGGUAUUUUUAGUUGAUGCCCAUACUUUAUGUUUGUAUCAACUUGAUAUUUUAUUUGGAUUUGAUGGCUUUCGGUUUUGUUACAUUGAAGUUGCUUUAGUUUGAGUUACCUUUCAUAUUUCUAUAAAUAUUUCAGUCUUUUAUUCCAAUGCAUUUUGAGGGUAUAUCAAUAAUGCUUUUAAAAUCAGUUUUAACAAGAGACGUGUAUGUGGAUUCAAGAUGCCUGUUGCUAUGACUACCAAGUGCUCUGCCGGACAGAGUGAAUGAAAGCAGUCUAAAUGUUGUCAAUGCAUGUAUGGCCAUUGAAUUAUAAUCUCAACAAGUCAGUGCAAUCAGGGUGAAAUGUGUAUAUGCUUGAGUAUAAAAUAACCAGUAUAAAUGAUUAACAAUACAUGCUAAAUGCGGCUUAUGAUUCAGCUGCUGCCCUUUACAUCUUGAUAGCCUUGGUACAGAUUUUGAAUAAAUCAGGGAAUAGUCAUUUCAGUGUCUUUCACACAAUCACUUUUGAUCCGACCUGUUAAAUUUUUAGUCAACAUAUUAAUCUAAUGUCAAAAUAUUUAAUUUUAUAUUUGACAAAUGUUUUUUUAAAUAUACAACCCAUAGUUAUAAUUAGAGCUGGUCUCUAAACUGUGUAUAAUGUUUUCUACAUUAUUGUCAUGUAUAUUUUGUACAUACAAAUAAAACCUAUUUUGAAAUGA